AUGGACGGGAAGCUCGGCGACCCGUUCUUCGUCACGGGCGGCGGCAGCAGCGGCAUCCACCCAAUCGGCACGGAAGUCGAAGCGGGGGCCGGACUCGCCAACGACUUGAAAUCCUGCGACACGUCUGACCACAAAAGGCCUAGGUCGACCCCCCUACCACUGCCUUCCAACCGAGGAAACUUCUUUUCGUCUGGAAGCGAAGAGUACACCUUGUCGGCGCGCCGAGAUGUCAGAACGGCUGAUGAUGCGAACUGCUUGGGCCAUCGCAGACUUUGCUUUCGCUCGGAGCCCAUCCACGACCUGCAUGUGGCUACCCUUAAAACCAUCGACCCGACCGGGAUCUACGGCAUGUACCAGGAGUGGUCAAACAUAAAAAACCGAGUUCUUUCAAGAGGAUUCGCCGAACAGCGAUCGGACUUGGCGCUUUACGACAGGCUACGUAAGGAGGCCGAAGACGACAAGGCUAGCUCCGACAACGAUGCGAGCAUCGACAAUGCUGUCGUCGCCUCAGGCACUAAUAGUAUGGAGGAGGCUUAUCGCACUCGCUCGCCGUCAUCAGUAUCGCCACCGCCCGCGGCCGAAGCCAUCGACGAGAAUGAAUCGAUACCUCCGGAAGUCGUACGCGACGGAAACGGGAUAGCGGCGAGGAGGCGGCGCCGGCGACUGAAAGAUGCUCACUCGUUUGAGCCAGAAGGACACGCGGCCAACCUGGACUACGCGCGAAACCUCCACAAGGAGCCGGGCCUGCCGCCGUUGCGCCUCCUGCGCGAGUCCAGCGAGGGCGCCCUAAGACUGGCACACAUGGCGCUCGGUGAUCGUCACGUGAUGGCCCUCAUGAGUUCCCUCGACCACCUCCCCGGUCUCACAUCUAUCGACAUUGCGGACAACAGGAUUGGGAGCACUGCAAUGCGGACGGUUUUGGCCAUAGCUGAAGCAAAAGGGGUGCUACAUCUCGACUUGUCGCUAAAUCACGUCGACCGAGUUUCCGCUGGCCUGCUCUGCAAGUACCUGACCAGGUCUUCUGGCCUGGUUUCUCUCUUAGUCAAGAGCUGUGGAAUGAGUGCUCUUGCCUCGGCGGCGAUCAUGGUAGCCGUCGCGACAAACACGACCCUCAAGACGUUGAACCUCAGCGGUAACAACAUGGGCGGAACAAGCGAUCUUAUCGCUUCUCAUCAUCAUCAACAACGAGGUUCAGCCGCGUCAGCCGCUGCCGGAGUCGGCGGCAGUGGGGGAGAGGUUGGUGGAGCCGAUCGGCUGACAGGCGGCGCCUCAGUCGCUCUGGCUCUUGAUUCGAACAACUCGCUGACCUACCUAGACCUUUCCUGGAACAAGAUAGGAGAAAUCAACGCGGCCCCCAUCGGGUUGGCGCUCGAGAACAACCAUGCGCUGCGGUGGCUAAGCCUCGCCGGCAACAGGCUGGGUGACCAGGGAGCGUUCAGCCUUGGGGAGGCGCUCGGGGUCAACUGUUCCCUCACCCAUCUAGACGUCAGCUUCAACGGAAUCUCGUGCUCGGGAGCGGCAGCGUUGGGUCACGGGCUGAGAGGAAAUACCGCCAUCAAGAACUUCCAGGUGGGCCUUUCGACCUCGAUCUAUUCAACGCUAGCGAACGAGCCACGGCACAGGAUAUACUUUUCGCAGGGAGCUACCUCGCAGGGUGCCGCCUUGCAGAGGAAUCUGCAGCUUGUAAGGCCAUCGCCCGACGCAGCGGUGCUGCAGCCUCGGGGUAUUAUUGUCAAUGCUGCGGAAGGAGAAGGGAGUCUUCAGGGUGAUGUUCCGUUAGAGUUUUGCGCCAGGUCAUACUCCGACCAACAGACGACGCUGGCAGCGCUAUCCGUUCGUGUCCACGGGGAGCAUGAAGCGUGGCCGCUCCCAACGAAGGGGAGACUAACGGGAUUGGUGGAAUUCAUCCCCUUACCCCCGUGUAUGGCGAGCGUAUGCAACGCCACCGGGUUGCGAGGGCUUCUCGCGGCGAUGAACGGCUGUUUUGACACCAGGGUGGAGGUUUUCCGGCUGUUCGUGGCCGAUCUGUUCAUGACAACCAACCAAGUCCAAUGGCUGAUCGAACAGCUAGCUGGGGGGCCGAAUGUGCUCAACAGCGCCGAGAUGCUGAAAAUGAUGGCAGCCGUGUCGCCUCAGCUAUUCGACAAUACCGGGCUGCCAGACCUGAUUGAGCGGAAUCUGUCUCCCAUGGGAAGGAAGAUGCUCGAGGUGCAACUAGGACAGGCGUACCCGGCGUUUACGGGCGGUGUCAGUGGACCGUUCUUGCUGGAUCUGCGGUUUUCUAGGCAUCGGUUGGCGGCGGUUAGGUUGGCCGAGGCAGAAAACUUUCAAACUCGGGCGACAGUAUGGCGACACCGCGAGAGAACGAAGGAGUCGAAGACGAGAAGCAAAGCGAGGAGGAGGGUGCUGAUAGAGGAGCGUGUCGCGAGAAGCAUGUGCUACACGAGCUGCGGCAAUGGUGUGGCUUCAGGUCUCCGCGACAAACCAACCGGAGUGCUCGAGCUGGAAUUCGUGUGCCUGUCUAGGCCGCCCGAAGGGACGCAACCCAUCAGUGAUCGGCGUCUUGCGCGGUUACUCAACAGCUGUGGCAUGUUGGACCCACACUAUUGGUCGGAGUACAUGCGGCCAACGAGUUUCCCCGUAUCGUUCGUCGACCUCAUACGCCUGCUGCGGGUUAAGGGGAGGGGCGACAAGAGGCAGGCAAAGAUCUUGGUGCUCUUGCUGAGGGUAAAGAACUCCAUGUUACGCGCCGCUCGGGUGGCAAGACCGCGACAAGGAUUGACCGGCAUGCGCUGCGUACGAUACCGGGUCGGCGGCGCGGCGAGCGCGAUCGUAGGGUCCACUAGGUCGACGCCGACUCUCGCGUCUACCGUGGUGAGCGCCACCUCCAGGUCUCCGAAGAAGACCGCAACUUGUGCGCCAGCGGCGGCGGCUACUGGACACGACUCUUCCGUGACGUCACCUGAGGUUGGACCCGCUUCGGGCAAGGGGGAUAGAGCUGACGGGGGCGUUUCCCCGCCUGAGCAUUUGGAUCCGAGUCGACGUGACGAAACAUCUGUCAGGACCGCUGCCGCCUCUGGUGCUGCGGACGACAGCCCAGACAAGGACAAACAUCACGGUAGCGAGGAGCAGAAGCAGGUCGCCCGAGUGACGGAGGAGGAACUCACGCCCGUACAAGCGGCCGUCCUGGCGGUUGACAAAAGACUUAAAGGCUUGCUGGAAGCGGGGGGGAUUCUUCGCGGCACCACCAGCGGACGCGAGUGUCUACAAGGAUUCCCCCGAGGGACGCCUGUUUGGGAAAACCACUGCGGCAGGGUUGGGGGUCGAGAUGAAGGCGGCGGUGGUGGACGUCGUGUUGUCGGCGCCAGCGAUGUCGUCGACGACGAAGAUGUGGCGGGCGGCGCCAUGGGGUGGGCGAGGAAAUUCUGCGAGUCCGACGAUGGUCGUUUUCCCUCUGACGAAAGCGGGGAAGGUAUUUCUCUGGGCAAGGUGUUGGCGAAGCACGUGGUACGUGACGGGGACGUGGGACUGGUAGGGACCAGCCCGCCGACGCUGCUAGUGCAUGGCUUAUGCAUCCGCGUGAGGCACGCGGAGAGCAAUCGUGUCCUGAGGGUCAAGCGGCACCCACCGGCCAGCGGCCACGGCGAGGACAACGCCGAAAGACAUGAGGAUGAGUGGGCAUCGGUAGCUCGUCAAGGAGUGAAGGGGUGUCGCUUGAGGAUCGGCACCAAGAAAGAAGUGGCGUCCGCGCUGGCGGCGACCUUUGCCGGUCUCACCAAGCAGCCGAACCUGGCUAGCACCAGCACCAGCAGCGCGGCCACGCCGCGUACCCUUGGCACGCUGGAUAUGACCACAGACAAAGGAUGGCGAGAGCUUUUCGUCCCGCCGGAGCUCUUAGUCUCGACCGCCGUCACAGAGGCCGGGCCGCUGCAGCUAACGCUCUUGGUGGUGAACACCAGCCCCGAACCCAAUCUCUCGCAAUCCCUGGCUCAGCUGCGGGUGAGGCUGGGCGGUUCCUGGCUUUCUAGCGCUCAGGCGGCCACCGUUGCAGCCGUCGUUCCGCGUGUACUCGGCGGAGUGCACUACCGAGUGGAUGUGGCAGUGUUCCUCUUCAGCCGAGUGGUGGAUCUGGAAAACUACCGACAGGUGAUUGAGACCCUCCACGAGAGAAAACGACCGCAGUUGCUCCUCCGCCUCGGCAAUCUGGACGCCUUGUGCCCAGUACCCGCGUUGUCAUCAGCAGCAGCAGCGACGUCGACAAAAUCAGGAACAGCUCCAAUUACAAGGCUUAGCAGUUCUGCCUGACCGAGAAGGGUUGGCCGCACCGCCUUGUCAUCAAAGAAGCUCGAAAGAUAAUAACGAGAGUAUCAUCCCGACCACAGGUUCACAUUACAUUUGAUUCACUUCAAAAUUGCGCCAGGCUGGAUCUGUAGCUCGUUCUUUUUUUGCACCUGGUGGGGUGGGAGAAGGAUGAUGGAGGGAGGUGAAAACCAACAAAACAGGUCGUCACCUCUAGGUCUGGAGAGCGUACUAUUUCUUGGAAGGCGAAUGAACGCAGCCCGUCUGUGGUGAUGUGUCAACCACACCUUUUCGUGCGAAAGGGGUCGGAUAUCGUUGGUGGUAUGCUCGGCUGGAAACGGUCUCUGAUUGUCAUGCUUUGUCGCAUGUCAGGGGCUUCAUCUCGCUUGUAGCAGGAACUCACCCCAAUCCGCACAACGCCACACACCCACAGAUACAUAUUGUAGGCCGAUCGGGGUGAUAGUUUUCGAAGCAGCCCCGACGAAUAUAUUGUGCCGUCGCGGUGGAGCCAACUUGUUAACGCGCGCCUCAAUCGACGCACGCAACGUUUGUUACGAGAAGCAGCUAGGGCGCGCCGCCCGGAAGGCUGCAAAACCCUGCGCCAGUGUACCUAGCGCAUCGAUAAUGCAAGCGUCUGUCCAUGGUGUGCGUGCCCCGUUUACACAAAUCGAGUCUCGUUCCAGAAGGAAAAAAAAAAUGGAGUAAAAAUUAAAAUCGCGGACCGUCUCCAAAAGUAGGCACCCGCCAGCCAGAGAGAUCUUCGCGAGGUGACCUGCGCACAAGAAACACACAACAAUACGGGCCCAACAACAAGCAUCCCACAACGCAGCAGGCGAAGCUCUUGCAUGCGUUUUACCACACGCGAGUCCUGCCCGGAAGACUUGACCCGCUUGGAAGCCGUUUGCCACGUGUACGUACCUCAAUACCCUUCCCUUCCCUUUCGUCUGAAACAAACCCCCAAAGAACAGCCCGCUGCAAUGAAAAGCGGAAAUUAAAGAGAGAGAGAGAGAGCAACACACCGUUACGAGUGUAAACAAGACGCACAUGCAUACAGACAUACAGACAUACAAACGACACAACCCAGGUUUAUCGACCGCAGGGCUUUAGGGGCAAAAAAAUGCCUACGCGCGAGACCGCAUAUAUGUGCAAUAUACGCAUAUCAUAUGUACGCCAAACUCGCCCCACACCAGUACAGUACCACUUAAGGUGUGGCGGCCAGCCUAGUUCUACAGGCGGAUCAAGUCCAAGCAAGCCCAAAUGUCUGCCGCCGAUAUACCGGUUGCCCGCCCGGGGUAUAUCAUACACCCAUUCUUGCACCACUGCCGUAGCUUUCACUGUGAUGUCAAAAGCAGUCCUACCGGCCUCCAGGGGGGCGACAUAUCUAGUACCAGGUAUCUUACAGCAGGCCGGUCGGUGCUACGUCGAGACCUCAGUCAAAGUCGAACGGCGGCAAGAAGCAAAAAAAAAAAAAAUACAACGGCAGCUAGACGACGACUUUCCGGCGCAUCAUGCCCGAGGCACUCGCGGCACAACAACUCGUACCCCAUCUCACUCCUAGCUCUCCUCUGUGCUUGUCCCUCGUUCUCUCCCCGUUCAUCGGCCCUUCCCUCUGCCCGCUUUCGCGAUGCCAAGCACGAGCCGGCCAGGAGCAAGUGCGAGGCGGCAUCGCAACCCACCCUAGCUGCUCUCCCGCUUCCUCCCAGACAUCGAAACACAUGAUACUGUUGUACGCAAGAAAGAGGACGAGUGCUCGCCCUCUCCCUCUGUGUCGGCGUGUUUAUCUCUCUCGGCGCUGCUGCUUCUGUAGCAAUUGCUGCGAGCCAAACCCAAAUUGUGUCCAGUGACGCACGCCCAGUCCAGUUUCUCUCAACACCAACCUAUCAGCCUCAAGAGACAAGAACGGGAAGCCGCGCCGGUUUCCCAUGACACACCCGCACGC
Messenger RNA from Ectocarpus siliculosus, 6238 nucleotides. Lineage: Eukaryota; Phaeophyceae; Ectocarpales; Ectocarpaceae. The record is from the annotation of a GenBank genome assembly.